CCAAGAUCUUGGAGACGUCAUUCGACACGCGCAGCUGCUCCGAGAAAUUAAUUUGCGACUCUUCUCUCAGCUUCCUUUUCCAUGCACCGCCUUAAUCUGAGGAGAAGACAUGGCCAAAUAUGACUUGAAGCUCCUCCGGUCACUUCUGUCUCGCUCUACAACCCGUCCGUUCACUAAGGGCCAGUCUCGUCGUCUCGCAACCGAGAAGCCUCCGACACCAGCGAACAGUAAUGAGGACUUUGUCUCCAUAGUUGAUGCGCCUCCGCGUCUGGUGCGCAGCGGCCAAAAACACAGUAAACUCGGUAUUGCCCUACUCUCGCUCAUUCCCGUCACCGCCUUUGCUCUCGGGACCUGGCAAAUCCAACGUUUAGAUUGGAAGACCAAGCUCAUCGCAAAAUACGAAGACCGUCUCGUGCGGCCACCGCUACCGCUCCCACCGAGGAUUGACCCCGAAGCGAUCCAUGAAUUCGAUUACAGAAGGGUGUAUGCCACCGGAAGGUUUAGACAUGACCAAGAGAUGCUCAUCGGGCCGAGGACGCAGGAUGGGAAGGAUGGGUUUAUGGUGGUCACUCCUUUAGAACGAGAAGGAGGGAGUACUAUCUUGGUGAACCGGGGGUGGAUCAGCAAAGAGAAGAGAUUUCAGGUCGACAGAGAUCCGGAAAGCUUGCCCAAGGGCGAGAUCACGGUUUCGGGACUGCUCAGAGAACCUUGGAAGAAGAACUUCUUCACGCCGAAAAAUCAGCCUGAGAACGGCAAAUUCUAUUUCCCCGAUGUUCACGAGAUGGCAGAGGUUGUGGGCGCUGCACCUGUCUGGAUUGAAGAGACCAUGACCCCAGACUUGUUGGUUAGUUACUCUCGAGAGGCCAGAGGGAUUCCCAUCGGGAGAGCACCAGAAGUCAAUCUGAGGAACAAUCAUUUGCAGUAUAUCUUUACAUGGUACUCAUUAUCCGCCGCCACAACGUUCAUGAUGUGGCUGCUGCUGAAGAAGAAACCGAUCGACAGAGCUCGACGGGUUCGCCAUGUCACCAACUGGUAAAAUGUCCAACGAUGAUCACUGAUCCGACAACUCAUUGGGAUCCAAGCCAGCCGCAAUCUCCUGGGGAAGCAACUCUUUCGCAGCUUUCAGAAGCUCCCCAUCAUUCUGAAGCAACCGCUGCCGACGCAUCAACAUUAGGACGUCGCUCUGAUCGAUGCGUUUCCGCCGCGCGUGGGUAGAGUAAACUUCCAGGUCUUCGCCAAUUUGCUCGAAAUACCACUCGGUCGCCUGUUCGAGGGCUUGCAUGUGGUCCCUUCCGAGUUUAGGUCGACGAUUGCCGAGGCGGGUUUGAGCUUCGAUGGCUACCCGUCUAAUGAGGCUUGAGGGCAAGGAGGGUACCAGUUCGCCAUGGCGGGUCAACUUUAGUUUCUUCCGACGGGGCUGCUGAGGUGCUGGUCGCGGUGCCUCUUCCCCAACAGAGCCUUGUUCGGACGGUUGUCCAUCUUCAGACUCUUCUGCUGACUCCCGGGCUUCUUGUCGUGAAUGUCGAUCUUCCAUUGAUGGUGAUACUUCGACGAGCCUUGCUUCUUGAGCAUGUUGUGCAUAUUUUGAAGCUGUUUCCACAUCAGGGAUAGGCAAUUGGAAGUUCGAGUCAUCCAAUGUUGGGAUAUGCAAAUUGCUCUCGUCAGGCGGUGCUGAGGAGGGAGAUCUCUGAAGAUGUUGGAGGUCCCUCAAGACCUCAGUCUCCCCUCCACCAUCCCUAAGAGGUGUAUAGUUUGGAUCGAGCUCCGCCAGAUCGUGUCCAAUUUUCUCCGGACUCUCGGGCAGACCCUGAUAAUGCGACUCUCUUCUGAUCUCGAGCUCAGAAUGAAACCCCUCCAUGUCGAGGACCCCAAAGUCGUAUCGCGAUAGAUUUUCUGUUGGGUCAACUGUUUCGGCCCUUCUGCCUCUCUCGGACAGGAAUGUUGAUUCCUCGUCUCCGCCAUUAAAGCUGGCCUGUCCGACAGGGUCUGAUGCAGGAAAGGAACGUCUUGACAUGCGGCGGCUGUCAUCAGGUGAAUGCGCCUGGCUCCUGUAAUCAAUUGACCUGAAUGUGAACGUUGGAUUCUGAUGUUGUAGCUCGCUUUCUC
Cladophialophora immunda is the source of this 2106-nucleotide messenger RNA. RefSeq lists its product as uncharacterized. Gene Ontology annotation, biological process: mitochondrial respiratory chain complex IV assembly. The transcript has 2 exons. The record is from RefSeq and is a predicted model, not a curated record. Lineage: Eukaryota; Fungi; Ascomycota; Eurotiomycetes; Chaetothyriales; Herpotrichiellaceae. The coding region runs from base 110 to 1036 and encodes 308 amino acids. Gene Ontology annotation, cellular component: membrane; mitochondrion.